This is a messenger RNA of Medicago truncatula (barrel medic), 943 nucleotides long. Its product is annotated as probable phospholipid hydroperoxide glutathione peroxidase. The transcript is spliced from 7 exons. Gene Ontology annotation, biological process: response to oxidative stress. The coding region runs from base 80 to 676 and encodes 198 amino acids. Lineage: Eukaryota; Viridiplantae; Streptophyta; Magnoliopsida; Fabales; Fabaceae. Gene Ontology annotation, molecular function: peroxidase activity. The record is from RefSeq and is a predicted model, not a curated record. Gene Ontology annotation, cellular component: cytosol.
GGGAAAAAAUCACAAUCAAGAAGAAAGAAUAGAAAAGAUAUCUUAUAAAAUACGUGAGAGUGUGAAAUUGAUUGAUAUCAUGGACACACAGUUGUUGACUUUCUGGAACUUCUUAUCGUUCUUUCUUCUUCUUAUAGCUUUAUACUUCUUCCGCAGAAACUCAUCUUCCAAAAUGGCAGAAAAUUCAUCCAAAUCCAUCUACGAUUUCACUGUCAAGGAUAUCAGUGGAAAUGAUGUGAGUCUGAGUCAAUACAGAGGGAAGGUUCUGCUGGUUGUCAAUGUUGCCUCCCAAUGCGGUUUGACACAAACAAAUUACAAAGAGUUGAAUGUUCUGUACCAGAAGUACAAGGAUCAAGACUUUGAAAUCUUGGCAUUUCCAUGCAACCAAUUUCGUGGACAGGAGCCAGGAUCUAGUGAAGAAAUUCAAAAUGUUGUUUGCACAAGGUUCAAAGCUGAAUUCCCAGUCUUUGAUAAGGUUGAAGUCAAUGGGAAGAAUGCAGAACCACUUUACAAGUUUUUGAAGGAUCAGAAAGGAGGAAUAUUUGGAGAUGGUAUCAAGUGGAACUUCACAAAGUUCUUAGUAAACAAAGAAGGGAAGGUUGUGGAUAGAUAUGCUCCUACCACCGCUCCUCUGAAAAUCGAGAAGGACAUCGAGAAGCUUUUACGGUCUUCUUAAGUACUAUACUCAUAUAUUGCAAAGGACAUGGAGAAUCUAUUCAACGCUUUCAUAGGACAGGGAGCUUAACUAAGCUUGUGCUAUUUAUCCCUAGUUAAUUUAUGGCCUGGAAAAUUCUUAAUAUGUUGUGUACUUGGGUUAUCAUGCAAUAAGCACAAUUUGGUGUUCUCACUUUCUUAGCAAAAUAAUACUCUAAAAUGAUGUAUCAGGAUGCACGUUAUUUUAUUUUACAUGGUUCAUACUCCGAGUUUAAUUUGUGUUACAUAA